Pseudopodoces humilis (Tibetan ground-tit) is the source of this 3056-nucleotide messenger RNA. It is a transcript of the gene TMEM260, whose product is annotated as transmembrane protein 260. The record is from RefSeq and is a predicted model, not a curated record. NCBI's taxonomy places the organism in Eukaryota, Metazoa, Chordata, Aves, Passeriformes, Paridae.
AUGGGCACACUGAGGUUGUGCUGGAGGGGCUGCAGCCUGCACCCAGCACUGUUCGAGGAGGGGUUUGAUGUGUCUGAGAGCGGCCAGAAGGCGCCGAUCCUUAAAAAACCUCGUCCUGAAGGGAAGAUCCCGGGAGCCAGGGACAGGCAAGACGCGGUCCCGUCCCCUCCCCCCCUCGUCUCUCCGCGGUGGUUUCGCCCUGUCCCCCCCCGCCCGCGUUGGUCGCGCCCGGCCGCCCUGCAGCACGCACCCUUCGCCGCGCCCCUUCGGCUGUACCAACUCAUCUCAGCGGGGGAGGAUGGAAGAGAGCGAGAGGCCCCGCUGAAUGGCAGCAGCGGGUCUGCGGCUCUCUCCGCUCUCUGUCUGAGAGUUGUAGAUAAGGGAAGCUGCGGAAGGCGCUUUGGGGAGAGCGAGAAGACGGGGAACGGGGCGGGAGGAGCCGCCGGGGCGCUGGGCGCUGCCGUGGCUGCUCUCUACACGGCCACGCUGCCGCCCGCUCUGCCCGGCGGGGAUGCGGGGGAGCUGAUCACAGCCGCAUAUGAGCUUGGAGUCGCCCACCCUCCUGGCUACCCCCUGUUCACGCUGCUGGCCAAAGUGGCCACGGGGCUGCCCGGCGGCUCCCCCGCCUUCCGAGUCAAUCUCCUCUGCGGCUUGGUGGGAGCAGCUGCUGCCUCGUUGCUUUUUUGCACGGUUUUCAGGCUUUCUGGCUCAUAUGCUGGAGGAAUCCUUGCUGCGGGGGUGUUUUCAUUUUCUCGUCUUACAUGGCAGUGGUCCAUCACAGCAGAGGUUUUCAGCUUAAACAAUCUGUUUGUGGGGCUGCUGAUGGCUCUCACUGCUCGUUUUGAGGAGGCAUCCACUGCAAAAGAAAGAUCAAAGAUCUCUAAAUUGGGUGCUUUUUGCUGUGGGCUCAGUCUGUGUAAUCAGCACACAAUUGUGCUUUAUGUCGUUUGUGUUGUGCCCUGGGUUCUCUCACGGCUUUUCAGAAAGAGGGAAUUGUCCCUAGGCCAUUUGCUGAAGUUGGGUUUAUGCUUCUUGACUGGUUUGCUGCCUUAUCUCUAUCUGCCGGCUUCGUCCUACCUCAGUCGAGCCCGCUGGACAUGGGGAGACCAGACGACUUUUCAAGGGUUUUUGACCCACUUUCUGAGGGAAGAAUAUGGGACAUUCAAUCUGGCCAAGUCCGAGACAGGAUCCAGUAUGGGAGAGAUGCUGCUUUUCCAGCUGGCACAGAUGAAGUCAGAGCUCUCCCCUCCCGUCCUUGCCCUGGCACUUGUGGCCUGUGUGAGCCCAGCACUGCUGAAAAAGCAUCAGAAGUCAUCUGUGAUCUGGCUGUUCACUGGAAUGCUCUGCCUUUAUUCCCUUUUCUUUGCUUGGAGAGCAAAUUUAGAUGUUACAAAGCCUCUGUUUCUAGGCGUGGUGGAGCGGUUCUGGCUGCAGAGCAGUGCUGUGGUGGCUGUGCUGGCAGGGCUGGGGCUGGCCACACUGGCCAGCCUUGGGAGGAGCACUGUGCUGGAGGGCACCUGGCUGCUGCCGUGCCUGGAGUGGCUUCCUGCUCUUGCCCUCGUUGCUUCUCAACUUUGGGCGAAUUACAGCACUUGUGAUCAGAGCAACAACUACGUUGUUGAUAAGUUUGCAAGGAACGUGCUAUCCUCCAUGCCAACAGGGGCAGUGAUCCUGCUGAGAGGAGACUUGCCUGGGAAUGCUCUUCGUUACCUUCAUUAUUGUGAGGGCAUGAGGCCAGAUAUCACCUUGGUGGAUCAGGAGAUGAUGACUUAUGAAUGGUAUUUACCCAAGCUGGCAAAGCAUUUACCUGGCGUUUAUUUUCCUGGGGACCGGUGGAAUCCUGUGGAAGGAGUAUUACCCGACGGGACACUCGCCUUUAAUCUCCAUCGUUUCCUCAAAGUAAAUAAACAUAAGGAAGUGUUUGUGUGCAUAGGUCUUCAUGAAGGGGAUUCGACCUGGAGAAGGAGCCACUCGCUCUGGCCCUGGGGUACAUGUGAGAAGUUGGUUCCUUCUGGAGCUGUGUUUGACCCAGGAGAGUGGAUUCGUCUCACAAGGAAUCUCUAUAACUGGACUGAGGACUAUGGCAGUUUCAGCCCCUCUUCCUGGGAAGCUGUUGCCAACGAGGAGAUGUGGCAAGCCAGGAUGAAAACAGCUUUCUUCAUCUUUGACCUAGCAGAAACAGCCAGUGUGACUACAGAAAUGAAAUCACAACUUUACACAUUUGCAUACACUUCGUACAGAGAAAUUGUCAACUCCCAUCCCCAUCACCCGGUGAACUGGCACAAGAACUACGCCAUCGCCUGCGAGAGGAUGCUGCGCCUCCGCCGGGGGGACGUGGAUCCCGAAACGCUGCUCUCCGAGGCUGUGAAACAUUUCCUGCUCUACACUGAGAAGGCAGAGGAUGAUCCCCAGCGCCAGGACAUCCUGCAGGCUGUGCAGCACCUCCGGGAAGAGCUGCAGGGGCUGAGGAGAAGGAAAGCGGAGCUGAGGCGCGCAGCUGGGUAGCGCCUGGUCCUGCUGAAGUGUUGAAGCCGGGACUUAAAAUCUGAAUUAGUUCUUGGCAGCGUGAGAGGGGUUUUAAAAGGUGACAGAAAUGGCAGCAGAGAGGAAAUCAGGUGUGAUCCCCUCUGCAGGAACACAGUGAUGUUUGAUUUCUGUUGCCAAAUGAACUUUUUUGGGGGUAGGGGAGAAGCUCACCACUAAAUAGCGGGUUUCAAAAAGGAGAGUUUUCUUUUACAAGAAAACUAUGAACUUGAACUGUGAAUAUAUAUGUUUUUUUAUGAAUGCAGCUUCCAUUCUAGAUGUAAAAAUGUAUUUAGCAUUUUAUUGCUUCCCCUGUUGCUGAGCAAAGAGGUUUCCUAAAGCCAUUUUUCAUUAGCUGUGCUGUGUCUGGGUGUUUUUGUGGUGGGUUUCCAGCAGGACAAGCUGUGGGAUGAUGCCCACCCCCCACAGGAGCCUGGUCAUUCACUGUUUUGGAUGUGCUCUGAACCCUGGCUGUGCCUGUGCCCAAGGGCACUGCAGAAUAAUAACCACAGAAUCCCAGAAUGGUUUGGGUU